Molecule: messenger RNA, 492 nt
Organism: Mycena indigotica
Lineage: Eukaryota; Fungi; Basidiomycota; Agaricomycetes; Agaricales; Mycenaceae
Product: putative choline dehydrogenase
Exons: 1
Coding region: 1-492 (163 amino acids)
Molecular function (GO): oxidoreductase activity, acting on CH-OH group of donors; flavin adenine dinucleotide binding
Source: RefSeq, a predicted model, not a curated record
AUGCGGCUCCCCAUCGCAUUACAUCUGGCCGCCCUCCUCCCACCUGCCCUCUCCCUUCCACCAUCGACCCUCGCUGUCAUCGCCCGCACCGACUUCGACUACAUCAUCGUCGGCGGCGGGCCCUCCGGACUCACGCUCGCCAACCGGCUCUCCGCGGACCCCCGCAAGCAAGUCCUCGUGCUUGAGGCAGGCCAGUCUCGGCUCGGCGACCCGCUCAUCGACGUCCCCGGCUUCCUCGGCAGCACGGUUGGGAACGCAUCGUACGACUGGCUCUUCCGGACGGUCCCGCAGGCACAUGCCAACGGAAAUCGAUUCGUGAUGGACCGCGGAAAGGUGCUGGGCGGGUCAACGGCGAUCAACUUCAUGGCCUGGGGUCGGCCAGCAAAGGGCGAGAUCGACGGUGCGCGGCCCGGUGAAGAAGGGCUAUGCUGUCCAAGCGAGGACAGCGAUGGGGCCGAGGUCGUAUCGAGAUAUGCGCUGGUGGUGGAGUAG